Molecule: messenger RNA, 763 nt
Organism: Drosophila miranda
Lineage: Eukaryota; Metazoa; Arthropoda; Insecta; Diptera; Drosophilidae
Product: ras-related protein Ral-a-like
Exons: 1
Coding region: 132-719 (195 amino acids)
Biological process (GO): Ras protein signal transduction
Cellular component (GO): plasma membrane
Molecular function (GO): GTP binding; GTPase activity; GDP binding
Source: RefSeq, a predicted model, not a curated record
AGGCUUGGGGUCACGAGGGGUAUAACGAUUUUGAUCAGCUGUUUGCCACACAACAAAUACUCUCCAGUUUGGAUUUGCCUCUGUGAAAUUUUUUGUCAAAUAUAUAGUCUCCAAUUAUUUGUCUCUCUACCAUGUCGGAGCCAACGAGCCACGUGCUGCCGCUCCACAGGGUCAUCAUGCUGGGCGGCGAGGGCGUGGGCAAGUCCGCCCUCACGCUGCAGUUCAUGUACAACGAGUACGACGACGAGUACAAGCCCACCAAGGCGGACAUCUACAGGAAGACCCUCCAGCUGGACGGCGAGCAGGUGCAGAUCGACAUCCUGGACACUGCCGGCCAGAAGGUGAAUGUCGUGAUCAGAGACAGCUACUAUCACCGGGCCGAUGGCUUCCUCUGCGUCUUCUCGAUCGCCGACGAGGGCAGCUUUCAGGCCACCCAGGCAGCCAGGGACCUUGUCCUGCGGCUAAGGAAGGACGAGAGCGUGCCCUUCCUGCUGGUGGGCAACAAGAGCGACUUGCAGGAGGAGCGCCAGGUGCCGCUGAGCGAGUGCCAGGCGAUGGCUCACAAGUGGGGCGUCACCUAUGUGGAGACCUCGGCCAAGUUCCACCAAAAUGUGCAUCUGGUAUUCUACGAUUUGAUGCGGCAAAUAGCCUCGCGAAAGGCCACAAACGGUGGCAGAAAGUGCAAGAAAAGGUUCUGCCAUGCCUGUGCCAUUCUUUAGGGCGUGAAAGGGUUUUAGUUUUGCAAUAAAUUGAUGUAUCUGUA